This is a messenger RNA of Marasmius oreades (fairy-ring Marasmius), 1683 nucleotides long. RefSeq lists its product as uncharacterized. Bases 24 to 1604 code for a protein of 526 amino acids. The record is from RefSeq and is a predicted model, not a curated record. Gene Ontology annotation, molecular function: protein serine/threonine phosphatase activity. Gene Ontology annotation, biological process: protein dephosphorylation. The transcript is spliced from 5 exons. Lineage: Eukaryota; Fungi; Basidiomycota; Agaricomycetes; Agaricales; Marasmiaceae.
UUGGAAUCCAACCUCCACCUCAAAUGAUACGACGCGCCUGGAAGCCUGUGGGUGCAUCUGUAGCGACAGCUGGAACGGCUUAUUACUUCUAUACUUCCUCAACGCGUCAGACGUUCGAGAUACCAGUCAAGGUGACUGGAGCAGAUGGCAAACCAGUAGUAAUCAACAAGCAACUGCCCCUUCUCCCUAUGCGGACUCUCGAUGAACGUCUCAAUCAAAAUGCGACAUCAGAGACGGUUCAUAGACCAAACGGCAUUACCUGGCACUAUUCAACUGCAUCACUACCCUCGAAUAAUCCCAUCGAGGACGCCAGUUCGCACCAAAUCAUCCAACGAGACCCAGAUCCCGAAGGAAAGGUUACUGGCGACUAUCUCUUCCUCGCUGUCUUUGACGGGCACCGUGGACCUGAAACGUCUCAGUUGCUAUCUCGCGUCCUGAUCAAGGCUGUGGCUCUUGAGCUUUCGCAACUCGUAUCCGACGUUGAACAACCAAACCGCGGGGUAAUUCAGAAUCUUACAUCUCUCCUUUGGCCGAAAUCAACCUCUACCCCUCCACAAUCCAUAAACUAUAACCAGAAAGUAUCCGUUGCCAUUGAGAAGGCAUUCACAAGGCUGGAUUGGAGUCUUCUGAACGCCCCAUUAGGCCUCCUGAAGGAGGCAAUACAAUCUCAGCAAAAGAAGGAUCAGGUACCGGACCUAAGCAAUCAUCCGAUGGCGUUAAAGACUAUGCUACCAGCAUUAUCAGGUAGUUGUGCUCUGAUGGCCAUUUUCGACACGGCUCAUAAUGACCUGUACGUUGCUUGCGCCGGGGACAGUCGAGCUGUGUCUGGGGCUUGGGAACAAGGAGCUGACAGAAAAGGUAUAUGGUCAGUUGAUGUAUUGAGCGAAGACCAAACUGGGCGAAAUCCCAACGAGGCUCGACGUAUAAUCUCGGAACAUCCAAAAGAGGAGGCACCAGAUGUCAUCCGGAAUGGCCGUAUCUUGGGUGGGUUGGAGCCUUCCAGAGCUUUUGGCGAUGGCCGGUAUAAGUGGCCUGCUGAGAUUCAAGAAGUCUUGAACCAAGUUUUCAUGGUCGGGAACGACAUGCCGUUAAGGAAAGCGCCUACGACACUCAAAACCCCUCCGUACGUGACCGCCCGGCCAGUCAUUAGCCACCGGAAGUUAUCAUUCGAGAACCCGCCUUCAAGGCGGUUCAUUGUGAUUGCCACAGACGGGUUAUGGGAUGCUUUAAGUUCGCAAGAGGUGGUAAGCCUCGUAGGAGGGUUUCUUUCUGGACUUCGGGGGAACAUUCGCAAGUGUGAUUUACCCUCCUUGGUCCCAACAGUGACUGGGAAUCCUGGUAUUGAUGGAAAGGAAAAGCGAACAAAAGCGGACGACGGGACUUGGGCAUUCGUCGACGACAAUAUCAGUGCUCAUCUUAUACGGAAUGCUCUCGGCGGUGGGGACGAAUUUGCUUUGAGGAGAUUGUUGAGCAUACCUGCUCCGUACUCCAGAAGAUAUCGAGAUGAUAUCACGGUCACGGUGGUGUGGUGGGAGAAUGAACAGACAGAAAACGUACGAUCGACCACGGUGAAUAUCAGUCCUACUGUCAAGUCCAAACUGUGAGGAAUGACGGAGUGGUACGAUGUAUAUACGAUGUAGUACCAACUUGGAGCAACAUGUCUAGGCCUGGGUUCAGGGAGCA